UCUCGCCCCACCACCGCCUUAACCUUAACAGUAACUUUGACUUCUUCUACCUGAGGUCCCCUACUACCUACCAAGCGGUCGGUUUAUUCAGUUGGAAGCGCGAACCGAUUUUAAAACGACGACGAUCAUGAAAAUUACUCUGUUUUUGUGCGGAGCUGUUCUCCUUGCAAUUAUAGCUGUGUCGGCUGCAAAGCCUGACGGUGUGAAGAAACACCACGAGUCUGGAGAAGAAGCUGGAGGUAAAAAGGGGUCAGGAAGUCAUUACUCAGACACGUCAGGUCAUACAACCUCUGGUAAAAAAUCGAAACAUGAUCAUGAGGAGGGCAAGCAUGGCUCCAAAGGUUCGGAGUUGCACCGUGUAGAGGACGCCGAGGAGGGCGGUAAGAAGCACAAACAUUUCCAUGCUGAUAAGCAUGAAUCGUUUCAUAAAAGUGGAGGGGCGAGUGCCCAUGGGGCUCAGUUCGAAGAAGCAUCCAAGAGGCACAAGGGAAACUAUAAGAAGGGUUUCAUGGAAAAGUUCCACAAAGACGAACUGAUGAACCACGACAGCUUCUUCUCCAAUGGUGAGAAAACUGGCAGCUACAACAUUUUCGGCUCGGGAGGAGCCAAGUAUGGAUCUCAAUCUUUCGCCAAGAAAUCUGGAGGAAGUUUCAAGAACCUAAAGUCUGCUGAUAAGCACGGGAAAAAGGGAAAAAAAUCCGGAGGCCACAACAAAUCAGAGAAAAAAGGUCAUAAGAGUUCGAAAGCCAGCAAAAGCAACUACACCAAGGGGCAAAAGUACGCGAAAAAGGGAGGCAAAAAAGGGGGAAAGCAGUACAAACAACAAAAUUAAUAAAAACAUUUAUUAAGCAUACAGUUUUGUAAGACUCAGUAUUAAAUAAAUUAUUUUAUACAA
This is a messenger RNA of Anthonomus grandis grandis, 895 nucleotides long. Its product is annotated as hornerin-like. NCBI's taxonomy places the organism in Eukaryota, Metazoa, Arthropoda, Insecta, Coleoptera, Curculionidae. The record is from RefSeq and is a predicted model, not a curated record. Bases 128 to 832 code for a protein of 234 amino acids. The transcript has 5 exons.